This is a messenger RNA of Orbilia oligospora ATCC 24927, 1683 nucleotides long. RefSeq lists its product as uncharacterized. The transcript has a single exon. The record is from RefSeq and is a predicted model, not a curated record. NCBI's taxonomy places the organism in Eukaryota, Fungi, Ascomycota, Orbiliomycetes, Orbiliales, Orbiliaceae. The coding region runs from base 1 to 1683 and encodes 560 amino acids.
AUGACUCCAGUGCGGGCGCUCCCUUCUUCAACCACAACCACAACUUCAUCUCCAUCAUCUCCAUCAUCUCCAUCUUCAACUUCAGCUACAACAGCAGUAGAUUUAAACAUCUCAGUCUUCCCUCCUCCAACUGGUCUUCACUUGUCCGAAGAGCGAUAUCAGCCUUUAUUUCCUUCUCUUGCUUUUCUUUCUCUAUAUGUUAUGUCCAAACCGCCCCUCAAAAUGGCUUCCACAACCGAUACCUUCGAAAAGGUGCCAUAUCUGAACAUAUUUCCGCUUGAAACCAGGUUUCCUUAUCUCUCCCCCGACGAUUCGCACAAACGAUCGAGACCGGCCACCCUGGCUUGCACCCGUAUCGCCAUCCUCGGUUCCCUAAAAGCCAGCCGACUUCAAGGCAUUCAUAGUGCCUCUAGCGAACCAUCGAGAUAUUCCCCCAGAUCCAAACACGGUGGCGCAAAAACUGAAAAGCAGCCUGGUUAUGCGGAAUCUGCCAUAUUCAAUCUCCUGACAAAUCCAAUAACGGAGCCGAUUCUCCUUUCGCAUCUCACAACUCGCGAUCUCAUUGCUCUUCGUCAAACAUCUCGUUUUCUGCGUGCAAACAUUGACCGACAACACCGACUUUGGCGUACCAUAAAUCUGUCCUGUCCACGCACCAUAACGGCGCCAAACACGCCCUUCACCUACAGAGCAGAAGUAGUUGUCGAUCCACUUCUGUAUCUUUCUAAAGUUCUCAAUAAUCAUGCUCCGAACACCCCGAUUUCACCAUAUUAUCAUACUCGAGUCUUGAUUCUUGAUAACUAUCGUUUCAAGUCAACACACCACCGAAUGUUGGAGGAUUUGUUGUGCAACAUUUUCACAAAUCAGUGUUUAUGGACGAACCUUCGACUCCUGUCUAUUCGCGGGUUCUGGGAUUUAAGCAUCGCGCAAAUAGCAGGUUAUCUCCGGGACUGGGAGGUUGGUAUUCGUGGAGAUUUUCGCAAGACCUACGGCUGGCGGUUCGUGGAUACCGACAACGGUGGAUUCGAAGUUAUCGACCGUGCUGGAAAGGUUGUUCCAAAGGAAAACUGGACCACAAAACGAGGAUGGACGUUAGAAGUUUUCAGAUUCGCUAGCCCGAAACUACUUAACAGGUGUUUACAAAUGGGGUUAUCGCGACCAAGAAAUUUCAGAUCGAUCCCAGUUCCAGUUCCCAGCUACCUUAGCUUGCCAUGCAACGAAGAAAUGGAUGACAAUGGAACCAUUAGGUACAAAAACUACCAAGAAGUUUAUGUUCCCCCAUCCAACCGAAUGGACGAGACCAUUGUUUCGGAGUUAUAUCGAGCCAUGAAGUACGCUGAAAGAAUUGGUAUCGAUCUCGACGUUGGCUUCUGCAAGAAUGAAAGUGGACACGCCAAAUUCCAAAAUGACUUUGGGGAAGUAAGAGAUAAGUGGUGGGGUAUUUGCGAGAGAAGAUGGGAGAGAUGUGUUACUAGAGAAUGCCGUUGGGAAGGGUGGGUUGAGGCUUGCACAAGCUGCCGGUGGGAGGAGAACUGGUGCUGCAAGGGAUGUUUCGGUUGGGUCUGCGAAGGCUGCCGAUCAAAGAAAAGAAACGAUUUUGGGCAGAAGGGCAUCUGGUGUGGCGGAGUGGCAGAGAAGUGUGCAGUUGUCGAGGGGAAAGUAAUUGACCCCGAUAACUCUGCAUAA